Triticum aestivum (bread wheat) is the source of this 1380-nucleotide messenger RNA. RefSeq lists its product as uncharacterized. NCBI's taxonomy places the organism in Eukaryota, Viridiplantae, Streptophyta, Magnoliopsida, Poales, Poaceae. The record is from RefSeq and is a predicted model, not a curated record. Bases 392 to 829 code for a protein of 145 amino acids. The transcript is spliced from 3 exons.
AUUUCUGUCCCGUUUUCUCUCUCCCUCGCUCAGUCCUUCUCCACUCAAAAAAAAACCGUCCCUCUCUCUGCCUCGUUCUCAAUCUCGGAUCUAGAUGUUCUCAGAAGAAGAAAUAAAUCUUGAUCUAGAUCCCACCGCCCCAAUCCUCUCCCUUCCAUGGCCAGAUGCCUUCCCUUCCCCGGCGAGCAGCUCCGCUCGACCCUCUUCCACCCCUUCUUCGGAGGUCGUGGGCGUCGCCGGUGGAGCUCAUCCAUCAUGGGUCGUGCGACGACCAUCGUCAUCCUUCUCUGCCACCCCCCCCCCCCACACACACACAUCUUCUUAAUUCGUUCAGAUUCUACCAUUAUUUCUAAUCUGCUUUCUCGAUUAUGCAGGUGCUAAUAUGUAAUUCAUGGAUGUCCGAGGAAUCACUCAUUCGUCUCCCAGCCUUCUGUGCCAUGUCGCCAAACUAAAGUGGAUUUGCGAGAACAGUUCUUAUUUCGUUUUCCCCGUCCUCUUCCACAAGGCCAUAUUUGUGGUUGAAGUUGAUUUUAUGGUUGCUCAAAGUUCUGGAGCGAGCUGGAUGGAUUUUGAAUUGGUUCCUUUCCAUCAUACAUGGCUCGUGGUUCAAGUUUUAAGGUGUUAUAUGCUACAUGGAUUAGCUGCCUCACCCUCUGAACUUUUUAGCUCGGGUAGCGGGGAAGACACCCGCGCCAAUGGCCGUGCGGAACUCGCUGCCUGCGGCCACGCAUCCACUUGCAACCGGGCUGUGGGCGAGCCUGCUAUCACAGUCCUCGGAGGGUUCUGGCCACACUGGUCCCUGCAUGUGCACCCGCUGGGCGCGGCCUAGUCACCAUCGUCCAAGCCCACCAUCCCAUACCGCAUCAUGUCAAUAGGCAGGCUACAGAGGCAACAUAAUCGUCCUCCUGCAAUGGCUUAGAUACAAAAGCUCUAGAAUCAAUUUAACAGUCACAAAUAUGUGAUCAAGGUUGUCAGAAUCGUGAUUUUGAAUCAGAUCGGAGCUCUGAUGGUAGGAUCGCAAAUCGUAGAAUCUUCACUAUCAGGAUCGUAAAAACGUAUAUUCUAUGAACUAAAAUCGUAGAAUCAGAGGGGUUAGUUUGGAUCAUAAAGUCGUAGAAUCGUAUAACAGAAUCGCGAUUCUGACAACCUUGUAUGUGAUUGUCUCCCAAGUCGACUGUUAAAUUGAUUCUAGAGGAGCACUAUUAAAUCACACAUUUGUGGCGACGUCUUGCCUUGAGGAGCACUAUUUAGCUGUCGGCUGGAGCUUCUGAUGGUGAGUUCUUUGGCUAUAUGCACACUACUACUUGUACCAAAGUGAAUACUUUUUGGAGUUGAGUUUCACCCACCCUUGGUUACUCUUGGCUAUUAUGUACUCCCUCU